AUGACUAUUAAACAGAAACAAAGUAUUUAUGUUAUGAUCUUUGAAAUAGACAAUGUUAUAUGUGGUGAUCCAGACACUCGGAUGUUGGAUUUAUCACAUAUAAGAACAUAUUCAUAUUGGGAUAGCGUAGUAGCUAUCAUCUUCCCAAUAAUUAUUACAGUUAGUACUGUAGAUAAUAUCUUAAAGAUUGUUAAGAUAAUUAUAUCAUACUGCCAGAUAUGGUACCUCGAAUUAGUUUACGCUUUUCUACAUCUUUCGUUCCAAAGAUUUUUAAACAUGGAAAAUCACUUCACAACAAAGAGGAACACAUUCCUCACACCGACGGCUACAGACAACCGAACAUUUGUGUGCACCGUCUGCGAAACCGAAAGAGUGUUAGGGUCCUUGCAAGGCCUCAGAAGACAUUAUACGAAAAAACAUCCAAACGAAAUGGGGGAGUAUGAGAAACUUCUAAAAAGAAGACCUGCUAUGUUUGAUGGCCCUUCUUCUUCUGCAAGCACUGCCACUGCCACUACCACUGCCACUACCACUGCCACUACCACUGCCACUACCAACCUGAACAGUAAUAAUGAACCUGCCCCAAUGGAAUUUAUUAUUGAAAACCCUCAGGACACAUAUGGCCAUGAAAUCUCUGACGAAGACGAAUAUAGUGAUGAUCACAUUCUAUCUGAUUCAUCAGAUGACUAUGAUGAGACCACUGACGACGAAGACACGGACACCAGAGUAGAAUAUGAUAGCCAGGAUCAUAUCGCUAGAAUGGCAGCAGAAAUGAGAACCUUCCAAUCUCUUUCUCAUGCCAUAAAUGCCUACUCAAACGAAGACAGCAGCAGACAGACAUUGUACCGGCCCAAUGACUUUGCUGACAUUUUUACUGGACCCACCCGUCCGUUUAAAUCAAAAGUAGAGUUUAUCUUACAUGCUCUCUUCUACGGCAAUGAAGAUCUUGCCUCAGAAAGAUCUAUCAAGAAGAUCAUGUUUGCCAUGAAGAUGGUCUUGGACGUCUGUGAAGAAUCUGGAGUAGCACUGGAUUUUCCAACACCAAAUGCUGUGAUUAACUAUCACAAGCAGAAAAAGAACCAGAUCCCUGUUUUUCCUACUGCCAGUUUCGAUGUUGUGAACCAAGACAAUGAACGACAUGUACUUUGGAUGAACAAACCAUCUGAUUACAUCAAGUUUACCAUGACAUGCCCUGGAAAAUCAUCUCAAAUCUCGGCCCUUCCUGACUUCACAGAAAACCAGCGGUUGAAUCUCAACCAAGGCAAAAAGUGGAAGGAGAACCCAUUGCUCCAGCAUCCGAUGAUCACUUUAAAUGGAAUGGACUACUGGGUGGGUGAUGUUGUCGAAGUCCAAGGCUCUCCGAACCAGUAUCUUCUUGAGAAGUUCUUCAUCAAGGACAGAUCCAUACUUGCCAAUGCGUUCCAGGUUUAUGGUGGCCACAAUCCUUGGCUGAACCAUCCUGAUGAUACUCACUUCCUGCGGUUUGGAAACUCUACAAACUUUGCUGUCUCUACCCUGAAGUAUACCAUUGAAGUUGAUAGGAUUAUGUCUACUGUUCAAAAAGACAGCGAUCUUUUCCUCAGACGUGGUUUCUCUGUUUCUUAUUGCCCUGCCAAAAUUGUCACCUAUGCUCUUACUGGUGUUCAAUCUGACUUGUGGCUCAACAAAUCCUGUGUUGAAGAAUUCAAGAGAAGACUUCCAGGCUCUGGUUUGAUGAAAGUAGUUGUCUGCCCACUUAAUCUCUAUUCUAAUAAUACCUCCGGUAAUUUAACAAAGCAGUACAACAAGUAUGACAGUUACUUAAUAUGUUGCCCCCUACCGGUGAUGAUCUCGUUAGGCUGGAGAAAGGUAUUGAGAUGUAUUCUGAGGAUCAUGGUGAAGUUGUUCUUGUUGCUGUGCCCCUGUUACUGUUUAUGGGUGACAACUCUAGUCAAUCUCAGCUUGCCAUGCAUGAGAACAUUUACUAAGAAGUUUUGCCGAAAAUGCCUCAUACCUUUGCCUCUUAUUGAACAGGGUUCCAUCUCUGACACUCUGCCAUAUUCUGCAGUUGAUCACUGUGGGUCAGAAGAAAGAAUGAGAGAUUUCUUGUGUGUCUUUGCCAAUGCUGAUUCCCAGUCAGGGCUAUAUGUCAAUGGGUGCGAAUUGAGUUAUAUCAAGAAUGGAAGUGAGAAAUUUCUUAGACUUGAAGCCUUCGACUCUACCAAAGACAUGUCUGUGGAAAUUCUCCACAUUAUUCCUCUUGGCCUGAUGAAAUACUUGAUGACUUUUCUCUGA
Messenger RNA from Phycomyces blakesleeanus NRRL 1555(-), 2271 nucleotides. RefSeq lists its product as hypothetical. The transcript has 7 exons. The coding region runs from base 1 to 2271 and encodes 756 amino acids. The record is from RefSeq and is a predicted model, not a curated record. NCBI's taxonomy places the organism in Eukaryota, Fungi, Mucoromycota, Mucoromycetes, Mucorales, Phycomycetaceae.